Molecule: messenger RNA, 3164 nt
Organism: Naegleria gruberi
Lineage: Eukaryota; Heterolobosea; Eutetramitea; Acrasida; Naegleriidae
Exons: 1
Coding region: 1-3135 (1044 amino acids)
Biological process (GO): mannose metabolic process
Molecular function (GO): carbohydrate binding; alpha-mannosidase activity
Source: RefSeq, a predicted model, not a curated record
AUGAAGGGUCCAUCAACAAUAUUAUUCUUGUUUGUUUUCUUCUUCGUACAACAUUUUUCUUCUUCACAUCAACAAGUUACACCAUCAAAUUUAAAUAGUAAUAAUUUAAACAUACCACAGAGGACAUUUAAGAAUAUUAACACCGACAAUUUAUUCUUCAAAACUGUUCAUUUACUUCCGCAUAGUCAUUGGGAUGUUGGUUGGUUGAAAACUAAACAAGAUUACUAUCAAGAAGAUGUAAAGCCAAUUAUUCGUGCGGUUCUUAAAGCUCUUUCGCAAGAUUCGAAUAGAAAAUUUACUUUCGUCGAAAUGAGUUUUAUUGAAUAUUUCUUUCUACAUGAUGCCUCCAAAAAAGAACGUCAACAAUUUAUCAAAUUAUUGAAAAAUUCACAGAUAGAAUUAAGUUUAGCAGGAAUGACAAUGUCAGACGAAGCUUCGAAUACCUAUUCGUCUAUUAUUCACACAUUGACAAGAGGUCAUCAAUUUGUGAAUGAAUAUUUAAACGAAAGAGAGUUUAAUUUCCUUCCUACGAAUGCCUUUCGUAUCGAUCCUUUUGGAAGUACUUCAACCAUGACCAGACUUUAUAAGGAAAGUGGACUAAUUGACCAAAUUGUAAUGAGAACUCCACAUUCAUUGCAACAGAAAUUGAGAUAUGAAAAGAAGUUAGCCUUCUUCUGGAAACAGACUGAUGGCACAGUUUCCUAUUCACAAAUUUUGGAUUAUCAAUAUUGCAUAUCUCUAUUCUUUGACGAUUCUAGUCAAUUUAGUAUUGCACCACCAGAGAUUUCAGCUCAGAUGCUACAUGAACAGAUUGUAAAGUAUUCGCUUGGAUUUAGAAAUGUCAGUGAGUCAAGAAAGUGGAAAGAAAAUGGGGAAUUCGUUGAGGAGAUUAGAAUGGGAAGUCAAGAUAUUCUAAUUCCUGCUGGUUGUGAUUUUACUUUCAUGGAUGCUUCUAUUAGGUUUAGAAGGAUAGAGAAUGCGAUGCAAUAUAUCAAUGAAAAUCCUCAAAUAUAUCCUUACAAGGUUAAAUUUUCAACUUUGGGAGAAUUUUUCAAAGAAAGUAAACCAAAGGAAUGGAAAGAUCAUUAUGCUCAAUUGAAAAAUCCAAAGAAUUUGAAAUUCUCUCCAAUAUUUGAUAGAGAGUUCAUGCCUUAUUCAGAUAAUGAUGAAUCUUUCUGGACUGGAUUCUUCACUUCCUAUCCAAUUUUGAAACAGUCAAUUAGAAAAGGAGAAGCUCAGUACAGAAAUGUAAAAACACUUCUUGCAUUGAGUGCUCCUUUGAGAAAUUAUUCAAUUGGUGAGGAUUUGAAAAUCCUUGAUGAACUUUCUGUGACCAUUGCUGAUUUGACUCAUCACGAUGCAAUUACAGGAACAUCGAGGAGUUUUGUAAAUGUGGAGUAUUUGAGAUUGUUGGAGAAUGCUGUGAACAAGUCAAUGAUUGUUGCUUCGCAUUCACUUUCGUAUUUAAUGAAGACUAAUGAUUUGAGUAAUGUGAAAUGUUCUGUCGAAGAGGUGAUUGGAAACAUGAAGGGAAGUUUGGUUGUUUUUAAUAGCUUGGCUUGGAAAUUAACGAAUUAUGUUAUUGAGAUAUCAGGUGUUGUCACUAGUCAAGUUGAAAGACUUUGCUUUUUUGACAAGAAUAGAAACAGAUUGUCAACUCAAUACGUACCAUCCUUGAAUAAGAAAGAAGCUUAUGAUAUUCACGUUUUAAUUCCAAUAAUUCCUCCACUUGGAUAUACAACCAUUUCGGUUGAAAGUUGUACAGUGUCUUUGAAUUCAAUUUCAGCCUUUGACAAUUUUACUUCCAACAAUUCCAAAACUUCUGUUUCAUUCUGUGAGACUGGAAAGGGCACCACAUUGUGUUCCUACACAAAGAAUUCUCAAAACUAUGAAUUUUCACAUCACUUGAUGAGAUAUUUUGGAUUUAAGACAACUAGUUUUGAAGAACAAAACAGUGGAGCCUAUAUUUUCCGUCCUCAAAGUCCAACUCCUGAAUUAUUGGAACAAGAAGAAUCUUCGAGAAAGCUCCGAGUUCACUCUAUGCAAGAUUCGAAUAUGCAAAUUUUCACACAAGUGGAGCAACGAAUUAAUAAUUAUGCAACCACAUUUGUUAGGUUAUACAAUCCAGAAAUUGCUUCAUCACAAGGCUUUGAUCUGGAAUACCUUUUCAAAGUUGGAGAGCUUCCAGAGAAUGAGGAAAUUAUUGUAAGAUUCAAUGCUUCCAGUUUCAUCACUUCUAAUGGAGAGUUCUAUUGUGAUAAGAAUGGAUUGGAAACUAGUAAAUUCAGAUCUAGAAAGAGUCCACAAAGUUCCUACUUGCCAAUAGUUUACAAUUGUUUCAUCAGAGAUAGACACCGACAAACAAGAGUCACCUUCUUUGUUUCAGAAACUCAUGGAGCUGCAAGUCUUCACAAUGGAGAAUUUGAAAUCAUGUUGCACAGAAGAACCAAUCAUGAUGAUAAUAGAGGUGUUGCAGAAAAUCUGAGAGAUGCUUCGACUGUCGUAGUAAAUGUGAAAGUGAGAAUAGAUCAAGAUCGAUCCUGGGAUGAAGAAAAUGUGAGAAGAGGAAUUCUACAUGCAAGAGAAUCUCUCACCAAUCAUUUUAAACCUUUGAUUGUGCCAAUAGUUGCUGAUAAGUUAGGAGAAGGAAACUUGGAAUUUAGUGGAAUAGCUCAAGAAUCAAAAUGUAUUCACUUGUCAAAUUUUGAAAUGAGAAAGUACAAGUCUUCCAAACCUCAUCUAUUGCUUCAGCUUCAACAUUUAGGAUUAACCAAUUGUGAAAUCAAGAAUGAGGAAUAUCCUGUCAAUUUAGAGAAAAUGUUCAGUAAUGGAUUGUUGAGAGGAUCUUCAUUGAAUGAAACAAACUUGUCUGGUUCAAGACAACUCUCCAAUAUUAUUUCAGAUUCAUCUAGCGUAUAUCUCGCUCCCUAUUCAUUCAGAACUUUCAUAGUUGAACCAACAAAACAGUACGGCUCCUUACUACCAGAUAAAGAGUAUGAUGGAAGGGUUGAACAAAAGGAGGAUUCAUUCUGGGACAAGCUCUAUCUCACCCUUAAAAUCUUAUUCAGCAUCAUUCUAUUAUCAUUCCUGCCAAUAAUAUGGGUUGUGUUUCACAUAACAAAUCAGCAGCCAUAACUACAAUAAACUCGAAUUAUUUGCAUGUU